Lolium rigidum is the source of this 1015-nucleotide messenger RNA. RefSeq names its product peroxidase 2-like. Bases 32 to 1015 code for a protein of 327 amino acids. Gene Ontology annotation, cellular component: plant-type cell wall; plasmodesma. NCBI's taxonomy places the organism in Eukaryota, Viridiplantae, Streptophyta, Magnoliopsida, Poales, Poaceae. Gene Ontology annotation, molecular function: peroxidase activity; heme binding. The transcript is spliced from 2 exons. The record is from RefSeq and is a predicted model, not a curated record. Gene Ontology annotation, biological process: response to oxidative stress; hydrogen peroxide catabolic process.
CAUCUCUUCCUAUCUUAGUCAAGCUUCAGAAAUGGUGGCUAGUGCUUUGGUAGCUUCUGCCUUGUUGCUCCUCGCUGUGGGGUGCCAUGCCAGCCCUUACUGGCCACUGGAGAUUGGCUUCUACCACGACAAGUGUCCACAGGCAGAGGCCGUCGUCAAGGGCGUCAUGGAGCAUGCCAUCUCCCAGAACCGCGGCAAUGGCGCCGCCAUGAUCCGCAUGCUCUUCCAUGACUGCUUCGUCGAGGGCUGCGACGCUUCCAUCUUCCUGGACCCGACCCCGUUCAGCCCGACGCCGGAGAAGCUGAGCCCGCCGAACGACCCAUCCGUGCGCGGCUUCGAGCUGAUCGACGCGAUCAAGGACGCCGUGGAGGCGGCAUGCCCGGGCGUCGUCUCCUGCGCCGACAUCCUCGCCUUCGCUGCCCGCGACGCGUCCUGCAUCCUGAGCAAGGGUAAGGUGAGCUUCGACAUGCCGUCCGGCCGCCGCGACGGCACCUUCUCGAACGCCUCGGAGCCGCUCAAGUUCCUGGUCCCGCCCACGUCGAACCUCAAAGACCUCGUCGACAGCUUCGUCGUCAAGGGGCUCGACGCGGAGGACCUGGUCAUCCUCUCCGGCGCGCACACCAUCGGGCGCUCCCACUGCUCCUCCUUCGUCUCCGACCGCCUCAAUACCCCCUCCGACAUCAACGGCGGCCUCGCCUGGUUCCUAAGAAGCCAGUGCCCCGCCGACGCGACCCCCGGCGGCAACGACCCGGUGGUGAUGCAGGACGUGGUGACGCCCAACGACCUGGACAGGCAGUACUACAAGAACGUGCUGGAGCACAAGGUGCUCUUCACCUCCGACGCGGCACUCCUCACGUCGGAGGAGACGGCCAGGAUGGUGGCAGACAACGCCAACAUUCCCGGGUGGUGGGAAGGCAGGUUCGCCAAGUCCAUGGUGAAGAUGGCCGGCGUGGAGGUCAAGACCGGUGGCCAGGGCCAGAUCAGGAAGAACUGCCGCGCAAUCAACUACUACUAG